AAUUAUUUCAGAAUGUGUAAAAUUAACUACCAGUGGUUUGAUAAUGCGAGUGACAAAAUGAACUUGAAACGAAAAUCGAACUUGUAGUAAAUAAACUAGCAUACUAGUUGUUUAAAUCAGCCAAGAAUCGCUCUUGUAUCACUGGACUAAAAGUUGUUGAAUUAGCAUUAAAAGUAAUAAAAUGUGUAAAAUAAACAAGCAGUGGACUUAGACAUUUUAGCAACAAUCGAACCAGCCACACAUUUGUACUUGUGGACUAGUUGAAGUAGCAAUAAAUAGUAGCAAAAAAUGUGCAGAAUAAACUAGGGGGGACUAAAAAGUUGAAAUAGUUAUAAAAGUACUAAAAAUGUGUAAAAUAAACUAGCAGUGGACUAGCAAUAUGAAGUUGAUAGUGCUGUUGUGCGCGCUGUUCCGCGCGGCGGCCGCGACGGGCGAGUGGACGGAGGACGCCGAGGACUUGGUGUCGACGGUGGACGUGGAUGCGGUGCUGGGGCGCACGGCGUCGCUGCCGUGUGACGUCACGCCCGACGCCGCCGAGGACCGCGUCUACAUGGUGCUCUGGUUUCGGAAGAGCGGCGGAAAACCUAUCUACAGUUUCGACGUGCGUGGGCGGUCGUUCAACAAGGCGCUGCAGUGGUCAGAUCCGGGCGCGUUCGGUCCGCGCGCGUACUUCGCGACUAUCACGCGGCCCGCGGCGCUCACACUCAGCUCCGUACAACUCGACGACGAGGGCACGUACCGUUGUCGAGUCGAUUUCAAGAACUCCCCGACGAGAAACUUCCAGAUACGCCUCGUUGUUAUUGUUCCCCCGCAUCAGAUGCUGCUGUACGACAAGUCGGGCGCCGACGUGUCCGGUGUCGUCGGACCUUUAGAGGAGGGAGCGGCCCUGGUUUUGGUCUGCGAAGUUAGAGGAGGUCGGCCCGAGCCAGUGGUCACGUGGUUGGUGAACAACGCCGCAGCGCCGAAGUACAUCGGCGUGAAGACGGACACCCACGUGGUGGUGAACCGCCUGGAGAUCCCGGCGCUGAGGCGCGAGGACCUCAACACCACGUACCGCUGCCGCGCCACCAACACACACCUGGUGCCGCCGCACGAGAAGACCGUACGCCUGGAGAUGAACUUGGCUCCACUAUCGGUGUCUCUGCUCAGUAGACCGCAGCAGCUGGUGGCGGCCUCCACUACGUCGCUACGAUGUGUGUCUGAAGGAAGCAGACCUCCAGCACAGAUCGUGUGGUACAAGGAUAACAGAAGUUUUGGGAGAGAUAAAGUGAGCGAUCAUUCGAACGAGACGUGGUCAGUGAGCACGUUAACGUUCACGCCGGUGCCGGAGGACAACGGCGCCGUGGUCAAGUGCGUCGCCGUCAACGCCGCGCUGCCGACGAAGACCAUUGAGGACCAGAUACAGUUGAACGUAGUGUAUAACCCGCUGGUGACGCUGAGUCUGGGCAGCACGCUGAACCCCCACGACAUCAAGGAGGGGGACGACGUGUACUUCGAGUGCACGGUGCGCGCUAACCCGCGGGAGCACCGCAUCUCCUGGUACCAUAAUGACAGACCAGUGACGCAGAACAUGACGUCGGGUAUCAUCGUGAGCACGCGGUCGCUGGUGCUGCAGAAGGUGACGCGGCGCGAGGCGGGACAGUAUGCCUGCAAGGCGGCGAACGCGCGAGGCGAGACGUCUAGUGAGAGCGUCGCGCUGCGCAUUCAAUACGCACCAGUAUGUGGUCUGGUGUCACCUCAAAUAGUGGGUGCGGCGCUGGACGAGUCCCUGCACGUGCGGUGCUCGGUGCACGCUGACCCCGCUGACGUCACUUUCCUCUGGCAGUUCAACAACAGCGGCGAGAGCUUCAACGUUUCACCCGCGAGGUUCGGUACGCUAAACGGGAGUACCAGCGAGCUGCGGUACACGCCCGCGAGCGAGAGGGACUACGGCGCGCUCACUUGCCGUGGAACAAACAACGUCGGCCAACAACUGCAGCCUUGUGUCUUCCAAAUUGUGCCCGCAGCACGACCGUCCCCGCCAAGGAACUGCACGGUGUCAUCGGGGAAUGACUCCAACUGGAUCGAGGAGAGAGACGAGAGCGACUUGGUGGUGCGGUGCGUGGUGGGGUACGAUGGUGGUCUACCACAGCUAGUGGUGCUAGAGGCCGUGGAUACCCUCACCGAGUUGGUGAGGUUCAACGUCACCGCCAACGAGACUAAUGGUGUUGCCCUGUUUCUGGUGCCAGCCGAUAUAAUUUGGUCUACCGGCAACGCGCUGCAGCUAACCGUGUUCUCGAAAAACGAAAAAGGCGUGUCCGAUCGAAUCACCAUUCAAGCGCUCUCGUAUCAAGACCCAGAAAGAAGAACAGAUGGUGGUCACAGUUUGAUGGCUGGUAUGUCACGUGGUGCGUUUUGGGCGAUCCUCCUCACCGUGGUAGUCGGCGCUUUGGUGGUGAUGGGGACUGGGUUUUUGGUUCGCCGUAGAAGGUCGACGGCAACUUCAAAACACCAAAGCCCCGAGUUGCAGCUGAACGCUGGAGACGGGCAGUACGUGGUGGCCUACACCCUGAAGCCGGCCAAACACGCGCAGCCGGACAUACUCAACCCGCCACCAGAUAGCAGCCCUCCAAACUUGAAGUGCCGGGCAGAGGCGGUCGUCAAAAACGGAUCACUCGCUCCGGAGGAGAGGGGGGCGCACUCGCUGCACCGCCAAUCAAUAUCGUCUACCAGUAGUUUAUCAGUAAGUAAACCCAGUGCCAUAAGUACCGCGACGUUGAGCAGAAGAGAACACCUCAUAGCCGAGAGCGUACCCGGGCCGGAGAGUUGUGUAUAGACUAGUGUAAAUUUGUUAUAAUUUUAUAUGAAUUAUUAUGUAUUGACUGUGAAAAAUGUGAUAUAAAUGCUGUAAAUAA
Aricia agestis (brown argus) is the source of this 2894-nucleotide messenger RNA. Its product is annotated as synaptogenesis protein syg-2-like. The transcript is spliced from 17 exons. Bases 380 to 2815 code for a protein of 811 amino acids. The record is from RefSeq and is a predicted model, not a curated record. Lineage: Eukaryota; Metazoa; Arthropoda; Insecta; Lepidoptera; Lycaenidae.